ACAAGUGGUACAAGUUAUGAUGAUUUAUGCAGUCCACUCGCUCGUCACUAGUUGAACAGUACACACAGUAUACAACAACGAAAUCAUCUACUUAGUUAUUUAGUUAACAAAUAGUGUUGCUGAAUUGUUUCUCAAAAAUAUAGUUGUUGAAAAUCUAAUCAUGAAAGAGGAUAAUACAAUAGCUGUCAUAAUAAUUAUGCUUAUCAUUGCAUAUUAUCUUGGGUUUAAUUACGGGUCGAUUGUGAAACGAGAACAAGCAGAAAAAUUUAAAAAAAUAGAAAAUGAAUAUCAAAUAAAUUUGACAAAUAAACAGCAGGAAGUCAAAAUACUAAAAGAAAUAAUUUUUGAAGGCUUUCACGAAUCAGCUGAUUUAUUAAAGACAUUGACAGAAAUUAUGAAGUUCAAUGAAGAUGAUGUACCUGAUAAUUUAUUGGAAAAAAGACAGCAAUUUUUUCAAACCAACUAUAAUAAAAAACAGGCACUUGUAGUUGGUGAUUUAAGAAAACUAUUUGAUGAUAUUGCUUUGACGUCUAACAGGCAAUUUUCCAAUAGAUAUUUUUGUAACAAAAAAAUAUCUCAUUAUGAUUCGACUAUCUGUGCAUCGCUCAGUAAAGACCCGGAUAAUUACGAAAUUAAUCUCAGCCGUAGAAAUUUGGUUGUUCUUCCAAAAGAUAUAUUUACUGGCUUUGAAAAUAUUGAAAAUCUUGAUUUGUCGUACAACCGACUGGAUUAUCUUGAACCAGGUACUUUUAAUAAUUUAUUAAAUCUUCAGACACUUGCAUUGGACGUCAACAAUCUAAGAGCAUUAUCGAGCGAUAUAUUCAAUGGUAUUGAAAAACUCACAUCGUUAAGUCUAUCUCAAAAUAAACUAAAUUUUAUUCAACCAGGUACUUUCAAUAAUUUAUCAAAUCUCAAGUGUCUUUAUAUAUACAAAAAUCGUCUAACAUCAUUACCAAAAGAUAUAUUUGUUGGCCUUAAAAAUCUUGAAAUGAUUGGCUUGUCGAGCAACCGACUAAUGUAUCUUGAUUCAGAUAUUUUUAGUAAUUUACCAGUACUUUUGUAUGUUGAUAUUCAGGAAAACAAUUUAACAACAGAUUCUAUAAAUAUAUUGAAGAAUAUGUAUUAUUUCGGAAGUUUAGAGUUGUGGUUAUAAAAUCGAUAAGAUUUUAUCAACAGUGACAUUAUGUUUACUAUACUUUAUAAUUAAUAAAAAGGUUCAAUCA
Aphidius gifuensis is the source of this 1223-nucleotide messenger RNA. Its product is annotated as leucine-rich repeat-containing protein 15-like. Lineage: Eukaryota; Metazoa; Arthropoda; Insecta; Hymenoptera; Braconidae. Bases 161 to 1153 code for a protein of 330 amino acids. The record is from RefSeq and is a predicted model, not a curated record. The transcript has 3 exons. Gene Ontology annotation, molecular function: protein binding. Gene Ontology annotation, cellular component: plasma membrane.